UUGACGUGUGGAACUCUUCUGUUCGUGAGGCGAGGAUAAUGAGCUGGAAGGAUAAACCCAAGAUUUCGUUCAAUAUGAAACCUGGACUUUUGAAAAGAAAAAUUAACUCUGUUCUCAGGGCGUCGCUCCAUGAGGCUGUGCAGAGAGGGCUCUCCGAGAAGAUGACUGCCCCCAACGGCAGUCUCUCCUCCCCAGAGGCCCAGAAGCUGACGGAAGAGUCCAAGAAGGCCGUGACCAGUUUCGUGGGCAUGUACAUCCUGGUGGCGGCCACCGUGGCCCUGGCCUGGCUCCUGGGCUACUUUGACUUCUCCUUCCUGUGGGUCUUCAUCAGCAUCGCCGUCCUCUUCGUGGUCUGGAGGGCCAAGAUCAGUAAGAUCAUCAGCCAGCAUCUCAGCAACGAGGAGGCGGUGCUCUACCGGAAGCGGGCCUUUCGCCAGAACGAGACAGCCGAGUGGUUUAACUUUUUGCUCAACAGAUGGUGGGUGUUCUCAGCCACCAACAUUGAGGAACUGGUCAAGAAAAACAUUGAUGAGAGACUCUGGGAUAUCAGACCUUCUUUUGUUGAUGGUCUGGAGGUCAGCUCUUUCACCGUGGGAGAACAGACGCCCAACAUUAAGAAUGUCAGGACAUUUGAAUGCUCCGAGAGCACACCUGGAAGUCUCCAACCCAUUUCGUGGUUCAAUGUCCAUCGGCCACCGGCUGGUCUGCAGCAACUCUCUUCCUACCAGGUGGUUGUGGAAGCAGAUCUUAGCUUGGUGUCUGAAGACUUUAAAAUGAUAUUUCGAGGUCGUGUUGGUUCUGGAAAAGUAAGUCUUGGUUUUGACAUGGUGGUAGAAGACUUACAUAUCCAGGGAACUCUGCAAGCCAUUCUGUGUUUAUCUAUGGAUAUUCCUUUCCCACACAUCUCCAAAGCUACAGUCUGUUUUAAGGAGAAGCCAGAUGUCACUUUUAAUAUCUGCUUGUUGAGGAACUUGAGUUUGAUGGAGAUACCUUUGUUGAAGUCUUGGAUACACAACAAUGUCAUGGAAGGGUUAACUGAAGCUAUGGUUGACCCUGCCAGUGUAGACAUCAACUUUAACAAAGUGGGUCCCACCUUGAUGGGGCAGACGUUUUCAAAGAAAGAGAAAGCUCAAGGUGUCCUUACAGUCCAGGUCAAAGGUUACCCACCCAGAAAUGCUGUUUCUGAAGAUAUUCGCUAUGUUGUACUUAAUAUUGGCACAAGAAAACGUCAGACUCAUGAAGUUCCAGCGACGGAAGAAUGGGAAGAUGUCUGCUCAUUUUUCAUUUACAAUUUGGCCACUGAAAAGAUCAAAAUCAAAAGCAAAUGCAUGCGACUGAUUACCAGCACAACAUUAGAACAGAAAGAAGUCAAUCUUUCUUCCUUUCCAUUUCAAGUCAACUCAGUUUGUGAGACCACCGUGGACAAUAAGGAUGGCUCCAAGAUGGUUCUAACAAUGCACUACACAGCGCUGCCUCCCAUCAAAACCACGGAAGUGGAAGAAAGUCAAAGCUCUAAAUCUAAUACUUUGGCUGGAGUGAUGUAUAUAUGUUGUCAUGGAGCAACCAAUGUCCUGGCUGCAGACAAAACUGGAGCCUCCGACCCAUAUUGUGUGGUGUUCUGUGACAGAAAGAGAGUUCUUACUACUCCAUUUAUCCCGAGGACCAGAAAUCCUCAUUGGGAGUCUUGGGUGGAGUUUUUUGUUCGAGAUUACACAAUGAGUUCUUUCUCUUUCUUUGUCUACGACUGGGAUGGAACCAACACCAUCAAUGAUGACUUUUUGGGUUCAGUUCAUUUUAGAAUGUCAGAGUCUCAGCCAGAAGUUAUUAAAAGAACCUUAACUCUAGGCUACAACAAGCCAGAUGAAGGGUUCUCAGAAGAUAAAAAAUGUGGCCAGAUCACUUUCACUGCUGUCUUUAGACCUGUGGAAUCAGUCAGCAAAUCAGAAAAAUUUCACCAGCUGAUGAAGAGUUACAAGCCCAAUGAUUACCUAUAUAAAGAAGAUCUGAUGUCACCUAGUACAAUGGCUGGACUUCCAGGUCGAAGGUCAACAGCAGCUUCGACCUAUAUGAAUGAUCUUCUAUCAAAUAAAGUGAUAGUGGAGCUAACUAUCCUCCAAGGCAAAGACAUGGUUGCUAUGGACAGAAAUGGCUUCAGUGAUCCAUUCUGUAUUGUCAGUGUGAAAGACAAAAAAGUUUUUACCACGUCUGUCAAGAAAAAAACUUUGUUCCCUAAAUGGAAUGAAACAGUUACACUGGAGAUGUCACUUGUGGAUGCUCACAAUUUGACCAUUGAUGUGUUUGACAAAGACGUCAUCUCUAAAGACUUUAUGGGCACAUUGAGACUAAGUUUGGAUGAGCUGAAGGAGCUGUCUUUAAAAGGUACAUCAGAAUGGUAUUCACUGGAUAAAAUAAAAAAUGGCAAACUGCAGCUCAAAUGUCAAGUUAUUGCUAAAGAUACACUAAGUAAAAUGAAAGACAGUACCCCAUCACCAGAAGAAGUAUUUGACCCACCUUUAAUGCCAUCUCAUCAGGCAGCACCAGGUCUUGACAUCACCAACAGUUCCAUCAGCAGCAUAGAGCAUCAGAGUCUGUUUCUCCAGUCACCUCCGAAGGGUCAUCAAACUAAGGUCAAGAGAGCUCCAUCCGAUGCAGCAUCACAUGAUCAUGACCAUCCAAUCAAUGGCUCAGUGGAAUCCUCAACUUUGCCGAGGAUGAGAAUGACAAAAGCUGACUCGUCCAACUCUAUCAACAUGUUACAGAGAUUAGGAGACAGAGCUUCACUCAAGAGGUACCAUAACUCUCAAAUGAAUUUAAAAACAUUCUCAGUUAGACUAAGGUUUCGCAGGCAUAGUUCAGCCUCUGUGAGUGACAAAUUAUUUAGUGUCACUGGAAAAAUUCUUCGAGUUCGUGGUAAUUUCCCAAAUACAGCGACUGAAAUUUAUUGCAAAGUGCGUCUUGAAGUCCCUGGCAACCGUUUGAGUUUAUUUCAUAAUACAAGACUAAUUGGCAAGUCUCAUGUUGUUCCUUUAAAUGACCACUCUCCAAGCUUGGAUUUGGAAUUUGAAGUUGAUAAAGGAUCUGGAAUCCCAAUGGAGGCUUGCCUUAUCUUUACUUUGAAACACUCCAGGAAGGAGCAUGUCACAACCAAAAGUGUCUCUCUCAGGUCACUUCUCGCAGAUACAGAAGGAGUUCCCAAGUGGGUGCCUGUGGGCAAUAAUGUUGAGAUUGAGUUGGUUCUGCACCAGGGUCAACCAAUGCCAGGACGCAAACGGUCAAACAGCCUUCUCAAGUCCUUGUCAUUUAGAAAAGAGAAGCCAUGAUUUUGUGAAAUGCUGACACCGUGACUUAGUGAAAUGUUAGCGUCGUGACUUAGUGAAAUGUUAAUGUGGUGAUUUUGUGAAAUGUUGACCAUGUGACUUUGUGAAAUGUUGACUCCAUGACUUUGUGAAAUGCUGACACUGUGACUUUUUCCAAUUGUUUACAAUGAGGGUUGUGAAAGCAGCAUCCUUUUUUUUUGUUUCAUUUCAAUAAAUUCCUUUUUUUAAUUAAACUUUUUGUUUCACCUUUUUGUUUACAGUGCCAUUACAAAUAUUUCAAGCAAUAGCCAUAAUUUUUUUUUGUUUAUCAUUUUUGACUAAUAUUAAUGUUAAUUUUUUUUUUUAUUCUUUAUUUAGAUCUUAUUAACUUGACACUUUUAUAAUUUUAUGAAUGUUUUUAACUUGUUUUUGUAUAUACACCUAACAAAUUUUUUGAUAUUAGAAAUGAAGACAUUAUUCUCACUUCUGCUUAAUUCUAAUUACGUUUAUUUUCAUGUAUAAUUCCAGUGUAUAUUUUUAUAUCUGUACCACAUUUUUGUUUUACUUUUUUUUUUGUUUAACUUAUGACAUCACAAAAAGUCUUUAGUUGGCAUAAACAUAGCAGUAGUACUUUGGAACUCAACAGGCAAUAUUGUAUUCAUUUUUUGCCACUGUUGAUUGAUAUGAGAUUUUCAUGCAUAAUGUUUGUUAUAAGUGAAUCAAGAGAUAUCAUUUCAAAAUUCUGUUCUGCUCAAUGGUUAAAAAAAUGUUUCAAUUUUUAAGAUAUAGUACUACUACUAGAUAAUUGUAUCAAAGUUGAUAAAAGAAAUUAAUUCUUAAAAGAAAAAAAGAGGUUGCUAAGUUCAAAUGACAAGCAAUGUAACAUAUCUCUGUGAGAUGUAGUUUUGUACAGCGCUUGUGAUACAUAUAUAUAUAUAGUGAGAGAGACAAAGAUAUACAAAAAUUAACUUUUAGACACUUCUUUAUGAAGCCUUUCUUCAUUGAUUAAUGAAUGCAAGACAGUGAACUAUUAUGCCAUGAGUUGAAGUUAUCACUCUCAAUAUGAAUGUUUGUCACUAGUUUAGUAUUUGUUUGAUACUCAAUUGAUUACUAACAAUUAAAUAGACAAUUGUUUCACUUGUUAAUUUCAACAAAAAAAAAAAAGAUUUACAGCGGUUCCUAUGCACAAUUUUUUUUUUUUAUUUAUAGCCUAGACUUAAGCCUUCAACCUGAUCUAUGGAUUAGUUAAAAAGUAAAAGCUGUACUUCUAAUGUUAGCCUGGAAAAAAAAAGGAAUAAAACAAUGGAACCACUACAUUUAUCUUGUGUACUCCCUGGUCAUGGGGGGAAGUGCUCAAGGCUGUCAUCUCAGUGGUCUUUUGUUCAAACCCUGCCCAUUGUCAUCCCCUUGCAGGAGGUUUGAGCUGGGGUGUAAUGAUUACAAUUUGAAAUCUAUUAGGUCUUAGAAAAAUAUUUCUAUAAUGUGAAGUUAUAUUGUAGCAUGACAGCGAUUGUCAAAACAAAAGUGCAUUCAACUCUCUUGGCCAGUUUGGACAAAUGUUGAUGCUUUUGGUAGAGCUGGACUUUGCAGUUUGGCUUGGACAACAGAACUCUUGUCCUUAUGAAUAAAACAGCCCAUUACUUAUAUUCCAUGUUGUGAUGAGGUUUUUUCCUUUAUACAGACACAAAAAUAUAUGUUUAAAAAUUUCUUAUGUGGAACUGUGAUGUAAUACUGAGUGAUAUUUUUCUGCAUCUACUUUUAUAAAGAUAUUUUUAUUCUUUGAUCUAAAGAUUCUCCCAUUUUUUUUUCUUUUCAUACUGGUACUUGUUGAAAAACAAAAAAUAAGUAGUGUUAAAUACAUUCAAUUGUUGAUUCUUUGUUACUGUAGCUUAUACAGUUUUAUUAUUUCAAAGAUGUUUUAGAUAUAUUGUAAUAGUAAAGAUAGUUGUUCAAUAGUAUUGAAUUAUUUGACUGUAAUGUUAAUUUUUUUUUUCCCUUGUUACUGAUUAUGCAAACAUUCCAACUGUGACAUAUCUCAGGGUUGAAAAACAAAUUAUGUAUCUUCUAUUGUCAUUAUACUCUCCCACCUAAUCUCCAACCCACCAACCUACUCAUACUUAGCAACCAAUUAUCACUCUGAAAUUACAUGUUUUGAGUUGCUAGUCUGAAAUGACAUGUGUCGUGGCCAAGUUUUCAUUGUGAUGAUGGCAGAGGUACCAAAGUUAAGUCUGAUGUUGCCUCAACUGUUUGCUAAAGUUAUAUGGAUUAGGGCAUAAAGUGGUUUUAAAUUGUAAGUUUUCCAUUUAUAAAUUUUCAAUAAAAAAAUAUAUCCACUUAAGUGUUUUUCAUGCAAGUAUUUCGAUAAGAAAUUAUAAAACUGGUUACAUUUUUCUUUGAAACUGCCUGAGGCCCAAUCUAGCAAUUAAAAUAUUUUUUUUUAUUCACCAGUUUAUUAGAGUGUAACUAAAAUUAUUUAUUGCAAUGAAAUAUUUACGAAAACAUUUGAAACCAACUUCAUUUUUCUUUUGUGGGUCACACGUAAGCAUUUUUGUAAAUUAAAUGAAAUCUUUUGUUAUUUAGGAAUAUGUUUGAAUGACAUGAAUAUGAUGUAGUCGAAGGUUAUAUACAAAUGUGACUGUAUAAUUUGUAGACAUAAUUGCACCAUUACAUAGUGGGUAGAUAAUUCUUUUUUUUUUUUAUGGCAUCGGGCAUAACAAGCACAUUUCUUACUGUUCUAUGAAAGUGUACAAUAUCACAUUGCAAAUUAUUGUCUGCUAUCUCAUGCAAUUAUUUUUAUACUAUUUUAAUUAUUCUUUUUUUUUUUUUUUAAUUUUCUAAGCUUGAGCCAAUUGAUUUUUGUCUCGUACUAUUUACUUGGUAGCCAAUUCUGUUCUGCUUAGAAUCAUUAUUAAUUAUGAGUAUAGUCAUAAAAAUGUAAGAUUUGGCUAAACAUUUGUUGAAGAUGCCAACAUUGAUAUUAAGCCUUGUAUAUUAGCGCUAUAUAUGUUGCUCUAUCACUGCUGUACUCUUUUUAAAGUAUUCUCUCAUAUUAAUUUAAGAAAGAAUACUUUGGACAAAUACAUUUUUCUAGACUAAUAAAAA
This is a messenger RNA of Biomphalaria glabrata, 6398 nucleotides long. RefSeq lists its product as uncharacterized. Bases 39 to 3320 code for a protein of 1093 amino acids. The transcript is spliced from 31 exons. The record is from RefSeq and is a predicted model, not a curated record. Gene Ontology annotation, molecular function: lipid binding. Lineage: Eukaryota; Metazoa; Mollusca; Gastropoda; Planorbidae.